AGGUGUUUAGGUAUGUUGCAACAGGCCUGCGCGCGCGUGGAAUCCCCUAUCUCACGCCGUGUAUGUGCAGGAGCAGCUGCUGCUCGGAUAACCCCGAGAAUUGCUGCAUUGCGUGCAGUUUCCAAGCAUUUCACAUAUAGCGAACGACAAUUUACCUCCAGUACUGGCGCUUCCAACAACCCUGAAGCUCGCCCACCUUUUCCCCCUUACACAUUUGAAACAGCCACUGAAAAGGUUCGAAAGGCACAAGACGCUUGGAAUACUCGAAAUCCUGACGUCGUAGCUCUAGCAUACACACCCGACAGCAACUGGCGGAACCGAGACGAAUUUUUC
Molecule: messenger RNA, 333 nt
Organism: Nannochloropsis gaditana CCMP526
Product: response regulator receiver domain-containing protein
Exons: 3
Source: RefSeq, a predicted model, not a curated record